This is a messenger RNA of Cladocopium goreaui, 2068 nucleotides long. The record is from the annotation of a GenBank genome assembly. Lineage: Eukaryota; Dinophyceae; Suessiales; Symbiodiniaceae.
UGGUUGCCAUUGCGUGUUAUCGCCCGCCCUCAAGCGUGUUGGAGGGGAAGGUUCAGGGUUCUUGGUGGCCCGUGCAAGAUGCGGUGCCCUUCGCGCUUCCUGAGGAGGAAUGGCAGCAAGGAAGUGAAACCAUCGAGCUCUUUGGCACCUUUGCGUGGCUGAAACCACCCAGAGGUGGACCUCCAUCGCCCAAUAGGAGGGAGCCGGGUUCUGGCCGUGCACAAGUCGCAGAGUUCGAGUUUGACUUCAGCAUUCACGACCUGGUGGGACGACAAGUUCUGGAAAAUCUUCGGGCUUGGUACCGCCCCAAUGCAGGCAGUACAAGGGGCGAACAGCUGGCACAGGCUUUGGCGACCUUUGCCAAGGAGGCCUUAUCCGCCUUUGCUUCGGGACGCCUCAUGCCGGAUGACAAGAAUAAGUUGCUACCCGAAGCAAAAAGGCUCCUGAUCGAAAUGACAAAGCAAGGCUUCAUUCAGAUAUUGAGAGGAGAUUUGAAUAUCAUCUUCGAUGCCUUCGUCUAUGACCCCAGCAGUCGCUACUGGACUCCCCAGCAGCUGCAUUGGUGGGCCGGGUCCAUGGUUCAGUUGAUCAAGUUUGUUCUCGAGAAUUCAUCACCUUCCGAGCAAGAGAGCUGGAAGGACAACGCGCGCCGACAGCUGGCUGACGAAGACAGCGAGUACUACACCCGGGUGGAUGUGCGCGCGUGGCCACAGUUGAGGAAUCUGGUGGAUGGCACAGACACCCAGCUGCAUGGUGGUGCCUUGUGCCGCCGCAUUCGCGUGCAGCUCUGUGCACACGGCAGUGGUCCCUUCGAGAAAUUGGCCGACCUGGAGCAAGCAGCCAAGCUCCUGAAGGAGUUACAGCUCUACCGUGACUUCAACCCUGAGGGGAGCACGGAUCAUGAGAUCUACCAGACCUUUGGGGACCGCAGCCUGAAUUUGGAGAAACGCUCCGAACUCAUGGAGCAAGUCCUCAUGGACGCCCCUCGCUGCCUGGUGCGCCAGGUGCUUCGGAAGAUGGACGAGGACUUGGACGAGACGGAACGUUAUGAAGACCGAGAACACAGGAUGCUGCAGAAGCUUCUCUACAACUUGGACGAAGACAUCCGGAUCUGCAAGAAGGCAUACCUCAAGCUGAUGCGCACAUGGGUCAGGAACGUGGUGGAACACGAAGAGUUGACGCCGGACCAGAUUUGUGAACACAUUGAAGGAGAUGGACAGGAGGAGGACAACUACGAACUCUUGUUGAAGGAUGCGGUGAACUACCUGCACAAGGAGAAUCGCACCUUCGAAGCUGCCAAGAUGUUGGCCAGGCCCAAAGGCCAAACGUCGCGGGUCAGAGAGAGUCUCAGAAACGAUCAGCAGAUCUACUACCUGGCGAAUUUAUAUAAAGCCGUCCAGGAGACAGAGGAUCACUUCGGCCCGGUGGCCGAGGGAACCAUGGCCUUGCCAAGUCCAUCGCAGGAAACGUACCGCGUGCGCAGGCUGCCAGGCAAAGGCGUCAGCAGAGCUCAAGACGACGAGGGAUACCACGAGCUGCAACGACUCUUGGAGCCAACCCCCAGAGCCAUUGGGCUCUGGUGGCUGUGGCGUUGCUUCGAUGGCUACCAUGACAAGCACGCGCGGGCGGCGCUGGUGGUGAUCACUGUUGAGGACCGCUUCUUCUUGGUGGACAUUCUGGAGCUGGAACGCAAGACCAUGCUGAACACCUCGGCUCCCUUAGAUAAGCCUUACUUGGAGUUGAUCAAGCAGAUUUGCGAGGCGCGUCAUUUGUUGAAGGUGGUACAUUACUUGGAGGGCACUGCUUUGCGCGCUCUUCAGCUGGCCUUAAUCUCUGAACAGCAACGUCAUGGUGACGAGAAGCCUUCGAACUACUCCUCGCUGUCGCCCUGUAUCGAUAUGGCACUGGUCGCAGCGUAUCUCUCGGGGACCUCCGCAGGGAAGUGCAAGGAACUUCCCGGUUUAGUCUGGAAAUAUCUGAGACAAGAUCUCUGCGUCACAGAGGCUUUGAGCAACUUCGAGCAUCGUCCUCUACGCGAGUCGCAGGAACACUAUGCGUUUCUUGGUGC